This is a messenger RNA of Populus trichocarpa (black cottonwood), 1992 nucleotides long. RefSeq names its product tRNA(His) guanylyltransferase 1. Gene Ontology annotation, biological process: tRNA modification. The record is from RefSeq and is a predicted model, not a curated record. The transcript is spliced from 13 exons. The coding region runs from base 102 to 1661 and encodes 519 amino acids. Gene Ontology annotation, molecular function: magnesium ion binding; tRNA guanylyltransferase activity. Lineage: Eukaryota; Viridiplantae; Streptophyta; Magnoliopsida; Malpighiales; Salicaceae.
CCUAGAGGUACGAGGUCUGUAGUUUACCCGAACCCAUUGCAGGCAGCCUUGCAGCACUAUUCCCCAGUAGCACAACAAACCCCUCCCAGUCCCGGGUAUUGAUGGCAAACAGCAAAUACGAGUAUGUCAAGUCUUUCGAGGUUGAAGACGAGAUCAUGUUCCCUAAUCUCAUCGUUGUCCGAAUUGGAGACCGCCAUUUUCAAAGAUUCAGUGAAGUUCACGAAUUCGAGAAGCCAAACGAUGAGAAAGCUUUGAAAUUGAUGAGCUUAUGUGCUACUUUGGUUUUACAAGAAUACCCUGAUAUUGUCUUCUCUUUUGGCUUCAGUGAUGAAUAUAGUUUUGUUUUCAAGCAGACGACUAAGUUCUACCAGAGACGAGCCAGCAAAGUGGUUUCCAUCAUCGUGUCUUUCUUCACUUCCGUGUAUGUCACAAAAUGGAAAGAAUUCUUCCCUGAGAAAGAAUUGAAAUACCCUCCUUCAUUUCAUGCCAGGCCGAUUGUCUGUGCAUCCCUUGAGGUUCUACAAGAAUAUCUUGCGUGGAGACAACAGCAUUGCCAUAUUACCAACCAGUAUAACACUUGUCUUUGGGAGCUUGUUAAAAGUGGCAAGACUGAAAAGGAAGCGCUUGAAAUUUUGAAGGGUACUCAGAAACAAGAGCGAAAUGAGCUUCUCUUUCAACAUUUUGGUAUCAACUACAGAACUCUUCCUCAGAUGUUUCGUCAGGGUUCUUGUGUUCUCAGGACAGAGGUAGAAGAUAUUGUGAAGUACAGUGAGAAUGGAACUCCUAUUAAAAGAAUGAGGAGGGAUAAAACAACAGUCCAUUCAAAGAAUAUUGCUGGGAGAAGUUUUUGGAAUGAGCACCAAAGUCUUCUUAAAGAGCUGGGUGGUUUUACUAAGGAUGUUGGCAAAAUUAACUCAGAUUACAUUAGGUCUUUCCUUUUUGAAAGCAAAUUGAUGGCAUCCACUUGGAUUGUCAUUAGAAUUGAUGGAUGCCAUUUUCACAGAUUUUCUGAAGUUCAUGACUUUGAGAAGCCAAAUGAUGAGCAAGCUCUGAACCUUAUGAAUUCAUGUGCAGUGGCUGUUCUACAAGAAUUUGCAGAUGUUGUUUUUUCUUAUGGUGUCAGUGAUGAGUACAGCUUUGUGUUGAAGAAGGAUUCUCAGUUUUGCCAAAGGAAAGCAAGCAACAUCGUGUCUAUUAUGGUAUCAUUCUUCACUUCAAUGUAUGUGAUGAAUUGGAAAGCAUUCUUCCCCCAGAAAGAGUUGAAAUAUUGUCCGGCUUUUGAUGGAAGGGCUGUAUGCUAUCCAUCAACUGAGAUUCUACGAGAUUACCUGGCAUGGAGACAAGUUGAUUGCCACAUAAACAACCAGUACAAUACUUGUUUCUGGAUGCUUGUUAAGUCUGGAAAAAGCAAAAGUGAAGCUCAACGUACUUUGAAGGGAACUCAAGCACAAGAGAAAAAAGAAAUGCUUGCUUGGUUUGGUAUUGAUGACUACAAUGCAUUACCAGUCAUGUUUCGGCAGGGUUCUUCUGUUUUCCGGGAUGGCAUGGCCCCGAAUGAAAACGGAGCAGCUGGUGAAAAACCUUGUUACAAAGUAAUUGUAGAACAUUGUAAUAUAAUUGAGCAGAGCUUUUGGGAAGAACACCCAGGCAUCCUUGGAUAGGAGCAUCGAACUCUCUAUUUGUGCAACUUUGAAAGCUCCAGAAUUCAUUAUUCAUGUCUUCAUGAAAUUGCUGUCCAUGUAUCAGCAGUAGGUUCUGGAACUCUUACCUUGCUGACUUGAAAUAUUAUCAUUUUGUGUCUACAGCAACGAGAGAGAGGACUCGGGUAAAAGCUAGAAGUGAUCUGCGAAGCUGCCUGUGGAAAUUUUCGGUUUCGUUAUCCGUACACGAGUUUUCUAAGAGCAUAAUUUUGCUGAUAAUGUUAUAAGUUCUACAUAAACCAAGAUCUCCAGUAUGAGUUACAUGCACCCUUGAAAUGAUUUUGUUUGUGUA